Saccoglossus kowalevskii is the source of this 1983-nucleotide messenger RNA. Its product is annotated as solute carrier family 53 member 1-like. Gene Ontology annotation, biological process: phosphate ion transport; cellular response to phosphate starvation. Lineage: Eukaryota; Metazoa; Hemichordata; Enteropneusta; Harrimaniidae. Gene Ontology annotation, molecular function: phosphate transmembrane transporter activity; inositol hexakisphosphate binding. Gene Ontology annotation, cellular component: plasma membrane; cytoplasm; Golgi apparatus. The record is from RefSeq and is a predicted model, not a curated record.
AUGAAGUUCACCGAACACCUUUCCGCGCACAUAACCCCGGAAUGGCGAAAGCAAUACAUAGAAUACGAAGUGAUGAAAAAUAUGUUGUACGAUGCGAUAGAAAAUGCACCAUCUGUCGAAGUUAGUGGUGAGAGUGCAGUCCAAAGACACUUUGCACGGUUUGAAGAAAAUUUUUUUAAGUAUUCAGAUAAAGAACUUGCCAAAAUUAAUACUUUUUUCUCAGAGAAACUUGCUGAGGUCACUCGUAAGUUUGCAAAUCUUCAGGAUGAGCUGCGGCAGUCGAGUUCUCAAGAAUCAAAAGACAAUCUAUCUUCUCUAAGGAUGAGAAAAAGUGUCAUGUUUGCAUUAGCAGACAAAAAUGAUCAAAAAACAAAGCUUGUUAAAUCCCAUACAAGAAAAAUUAAUGAUUUAAAGUUGGCAUUUAGUGAAUUUUAUCUAAGUCUUAUAUUGAUUCAGAAUUACCAGAAUCUAAAUUUUACGGGAUUUCGAAAAAUCUUGAAAAAGCAUGAUAAACUUCUGGAAACUGAUAGAGGAGUGAACUUUCGGGUAAACCUGGUAGAGGCUGCUCCAUUCUUCACCAGUAAACAAAUAGACAAACUUAUUCUUGAAACUGAGCAAUUAUAUAUAACAGAUCUAGAAGGCGGUAAUAGACAUAAAGCAAUGCGUAAACUGAGAGUACCUCCACUGGGUGAUAGGCAAACACCGUGGACCACAUUUAGGUUUGGAUUUUUCUCUGGGACUUUUGUCAUUCUUUGUGCAUCAAUCAUAUUAGCUGGUGUUUUUACAGAUCACAGUGAUGACUGGAGGCCCGCUGUACGUAUGUACCGUGGUUGUUUUGUGAUGAUAUUCAGCAUAUUUUUAUUAGGUAUUAAUACAUAUGGAUGGAGAAAAGCAGGUGUCAACCAUGUCCUUAUAUUUGAAAUUGAUCCUCGAAAUCAUCUAAAUUAUGAAGAGUUAUUAGAGGUGGCUAUGUUUUUUGGUGUUCUUUGGGCCUUAAGUGUCUUAGGAUAUCUGUUCAGUGAUAUGGUCAAUUUACCACCGCUGGCUAAUCCAUUAGCGUUAGUGGGAUUUAUGGUGAUUUUUUUACUUAAUCCAACAAGAACAUUGUACUAUAGAGCCAGAUUUUGGCUUCUCAGGAUAUUGUGUCGGAUAUUUCUAGCACCAUUCUUUCCAGUCCGCUUUGCAGAUUUCUGGCUGGCUGAUCAACUUAAUAGUUUAGUAGCCAUUUUUUUAGAUUUACAGUACCUGAUAUGUUUUUAUUCAUUUACUGUUGAUUGGCUUGGAAAAGAAAAUAAUGUUGAAUGCUACAGUUAUUCCUAUGGAAUACGUUCUGUGGUUGCCUGCCUUCCUGCCUGGUGGCGUUUUGCACAGUGCCUACGACGUUAUUAUGAUUCAAAACAAGCCUUUCCACAUUUAGUCAAUGCUGGAAAAUAUUCCACCACGUUUUUUGUUGUAUUGUUUUCGUCUUUGGCUGCUGUAUAUAAAGCUCACUAUGGAAAUAUCCAGGACAACCCAUUUUUCUAUUUAUGGAUUGGCAGUGCUGUCAUCAGUUCAAGCUAUGCAUUAACAUGGGACAUUAAGAUGGAUUGGGGACUGCUUGAUAAAAAUGCUGGAGAAAAUAAAUUUUUAAGAGAAGAGAUAGUUUAUCCAUAUAAGGCCUAUUAUUACCUAGCUGUAUUUGAAGACCUUAUAUUGAGAUUUGCGUGGACAUUAACAGUCUCAGUCGGUGAAAUGAAUUAUUUUGAUUCAGACAUACUAGUGACUAUUUUAUCGCCACUGGAAGUGUUCAGGAGAUUUGUCUGGAACUUUUUCCGUCUUGAAAAUGAACAUUUGAACAACUGUGGUCAGUUUCGUGCCGUCCGUGACAUAUCCAUUGCCCCAUUGAGUGAGGAUGAUGUAGCACAGUUGGAGACUAUGAUGGAUGAAGAAGAUGGUGUAAUAAAUAGAAAGUCUGAUAAAAAGAACCUUAUCAGUGUCAAGUGA